AAACCCUAAGACAUAAAUUGAUUCGGUGUUGCUAAACCCCAGUGAGGCAGAAGAUGGAUCUUGCUAUGAUACUAGAGGCUGCUCUGAGUCCCCAGCCCGAUGAACGGAAGGGCGCGGAGCAGAGGUUGGAUGAGAUGCAACAGGCCCCACAGCAUCCCGUUAGCCUCUUCCAAAUCAUCGUCGACAGCAGCAACUGCAAUAUGCCCAUUCGACAGGUUGCCGCCAUCCAUUUCAAGAACCUGAUCGCCAAGAAUUGGACCAAAAUCUCCCUCGACCAUAAAGAGCUCCUUCGGAAUCACAUCCUCCUCUUUCUGCCUCAGCUCCCUCCCCUCCUCAGGUCUCAGCUCGGCGAGUGCCUCAAAACAAUCAUCCAUUCCGAUUAUCCCCUCCACUUCCCUCAUCUCCUCGAUUGGAUCAUCCUUAAUUUGCAGGACCACCAUCAUGUCCACUCCUCCUUGUUUGUGCUUCGUAUUCUUUCUAGAAAAUACGAGUUCAAGUCCGACGACGAGAGGACUCCCAUUUAUCGCGUCGUGGAGGACACUUUUCCUCUUCUCCUCAAUAUAUUUAACUCCUUCCUCCAAAUUCCCAAUCCCUCAAUCGAACUCGCUGACUUGAUCAAGCUUAUCUCUAAAAUAUUCUGGUCCUCCAUCUACUUGGAGGUUCCAAAGGUUCUGUUUGAUCAAAAUGUAUUCAAUGCUUGGAUGGUGCUGUUUUUAAAUGUGUUGGAGAGGCCUGUUCCCUUAGAAGGCCAGCCUGCCGAUCCCGAGCUUCGCAAAUCGUGGGGUUGGUGGAAGGUUAAAAAAUGGACAGUUCACAUUCUAAAUAGGCUCUAUACUCGUUUUGGUGACUUGAAGCUGCAUAACCUGGAAAACAAAGCCUUUGCUCAAAUGUUUCAGAAACAUUAUGCAGGGAAGAUCUUGGACUGCUACUUAAAUCUGUUGAAUGUCAUUCGAGUUGGUGGCUAUUUGCCUGACAGAGUUAUCAACCUCGUUCUUCAAUAUCUAAGCAACAGUAUUUCAAAGAAUAGCAUGUAUACUGCGCUGCAACCUCGUCUUGAUGUUCUUCUUUUUGAAAUAGUUUUCCCUCUUAUGUGCUUUAAUGAUAAUGAUCAAAAGCUUUGGGAUGAAGAUCCACAUGAAUAUGUAAGAAAAGGCUAUGACAUUAUUGAAGACUUGUAUAGUCCCAAAACUGCUUCCUUGGACUUUGUGAGUGAAUUGAUUCGAAAACGUGGGAAAGAUAAUCUUCACAACUUUAUUCAAUUCACAGUUGAAAUUUUCAAAAGGUAUGACGAAGCACCUGCAGAAUACAAACCCUAUAGACAGAAAGAUGGUGCACUUCUUGCUAUUGGGGCACUUUGUGACAAAUUGAAGCAAACUGAGCCUUAUAAAUCUGAACUUGAGCAUAUGUUAGUGCAACAUGUCUUUCCCGAGUUCAGCAGUCCUGUUGGCCACCUUAGGGCCAAGGCAGCAUGGGUUGCAGGACAAUAUGCGCACAUUAACUUCUCAGAUCAGAACAAUUUCCGAAAGGCAUUGCAGUGUGUUGUAUGUGGAAUGCGAGAUCCUGAACUUCCUGUUCGCAUUGAUUCUGUUUUUGCUUUGCGUUCUUUUGUUGAGGCUUGCAAAGAUUUGAAUGAAAUUCGACCCAUUCUCCCUCAACUCCUUGAUGAGUUUUUCAAACUUAUGAACGAAAUUGAGAACGAGGACCUUGUAUUUACCUUGGAGACUAUCGUGGACAAGUUUGGGGAAGAAAUGGCACCUUAUGCACUUGGGCUGUGCCAAAAUUUGGCAGCUACAUUUUGGAGGUGCAUGAACACUACUGAAGCUGAUGAUGAAGCCGAUGAUCCAGGUGCUCUUGCUGCUGUUGGUUGUUUGCGUGCUAUUAGCACUAUACUUGAAUCAGUGAGCAGUCUUCCUCAACUCUUUGUUCAAAUUGAGCCAGCCUUGCUACCCAUAAUGCGUAGAAUGUUAACAACUGAUGGUCAAGAGGUUUUUGAAGAAGUUUUGGAGAUUGUAUCAUAUAUGACAUUUUUCUCUCCAACAAUAUCAUUGGAUAUGUGGAGUCUUUGGCCACUAAUGAUGGAAGCACUGGCAGAUUGGGCAAUUGAUUUCUUCUCAAAUAUUCUGGUUCCUUUGGACAAUUAUAUUUCGAGGGGAACUGCCCAUUUCCUUAUUUGCAAAGAACCUGACUAUCAACAGAGUCUAUGGAAUAUGAUUUCAUCCGUUAUGGGAGACAAAAAUAUGGAGGACAAUGAUAUUGAGCCAGCUCCGAAGCUAAUUGAAGUUGUCUUUCUGAACUGCAAAGGGCAGGUUGAUCAAUGGGUUGAGCCUUAUCUCAGAAUUACAGUUGAACGUUUGCAUCGAACUGAAAAAUCACAUUUGAAAUGUCUUCUCAUGCAAGUGAUUGCAGAUGCUCUUUACUACAAUGCACCACUGACCCUCAGCAUAUUGCAAAAGUUAGGUGUUACAUCAGAAAUCUUCACUCUUUGGUUUAAUAUGUUGCAAGGAGUAAAAAAGAAUGGUGUGCGUGCUAAUUUUAAGAGGGAACAUGACAAGAAAGUUUGUUGCCUUGGUUUAACAUCAUUACUUGCACUUCCAGCUGGUCAAUUGCCAGGAGACGCUUUAGGCCAGGUGUUCCGUGCCACUCUUGAUCUUCUGGUUGCAUACAAGGAUCAAGUUGCAGAAGCUGCAAAAGAGGAGGAAGCUGAAGAUGAUGAUGAUGAUGAUAUGGAUGACUUUCAAACUGAUGAUGAAGAUGAGGAUGACAAUGGUUCUGACAAGGAAAUGGGAAUUGAUGCUGAGGAUGGGGAUGAAGCUGACAGUAGUAAAUUUACAAAGUUGGCUGAACAGACAAAGACAUUCAGGCCCAAUGAUGAGGAUGAUGACGACUCAGAUGAUGACUUUAGUGAUGAUGAAGAGUUGCACUCCCCAAUUGACGAGGUGGAUCCUUUUGUUUUCUUCGUGGAUACAAUGAAAGUGAUGCAAUCAUCGGAUCCAUUGGGGUUUCAGAACCUCACUCAGACACUUGAGUUCUCUUAUCAAGCUCUUGCAAAUGGUGUUGCCCAGCAUGCUGAGCUGAGAAGAGGAGAGACUGAAAAGGAAAAAUUAGAGAAGUCAUCAGCUACCAUAGAUUCUUAAGCUUUUGCAUGUACAUUCUUGGUUCUUGCUUUUACGGAGGCAUUUUGUUGGCUCAGUGGUCCUAAUUGGUCUUUUGUGAGCUUUGAAGAGUUUGCAGUUUUGAAAUUGAAAUGGUGAGUUUAGUGUCCUGAAGUUCCUGUUGACUUCAGAGGAUGUGGAUUCAGGAGUUUGGUGCUUCGGGCUAUCCUUUGAAUGAGUGUGGCCAUUGCCCACCCUCUCAAGUUUCUAUGUUUUGAUUUGAGUUGACGGUUUUGCUGUUUCCAAUAUAUGGGAACCACCGUUGUCUGUUCUUAGCAAUGGUUUGAUGUAUACGAGUUCUGUCACAUAGACAGGGCCGCCAAUGGCUGCAUUGGUAAUUUUUGGUGAGGAAUAGUUUGAUAAUUCUGUGUUUUUAAGUUAGUUUUGGUCGAGAGUAUAAUCAAUUGCGUAUUGAAGGGAUCAGUUUUGGGUUGUGCAAAGCUUUUCUAGUGUGGCUCGCUGCAUGUUGUAAAACAGUUAUAUCCAUUCUUUAUCAAUAUUUAUAAAUAUUUUGUGUACAAGGUUUAAACUUCCAAA
This is a messenger RNA of Glycine soja, 3689 nucleotides long. Its product is annotated as importin beta-like SAD2. Gene Ontology annotation, biological process: protein import into nucleus. The coding region runs from base 54 to 3134 and encodes 1026 amino acids. The record is from RefSeq and is a predicted model, not a curated record. Gene Ontology annotation, cellular component: cytosol; nuclear envelope. Gene Ontology annotation, molecular function: small GTPase binding. The transcript is spliced from 18 exons. Lineage: Eukaryota; Viridiplantae; Streptophyta; Magnoliopsida; Fabales; Fabaceae.